AGCUGUGACUGAUGUGAAAUCACCCAGUGGCUGCCAGAUGCUCACCAGCAACAACAACGUUACAAAGUGUAUAAGUACCGUCAGACGUAUUAUGGUGUGACAGUGUUUUACAUGUCUUGCCUUAGAAACUAGCACCCUAUCACUCAAAUGACCCAACUUUUAGAAAAUAAUAUGAUUGUCUUUUUUAGGCUUUGCAACCGUAUCUGAAAUAUAUCCACAAACAAAAAAUGUCAUGUUUGUGGUUUGUUUGUCGUAGUAGAAAAAUUGCUCUUGAGCAAGUCAACCAAAAGCAACUACAUAAAGCCUGUUUAAAGGACAGAUACUGAACACUAGACAGUAACUCUAUUCCAUUUCUAUCCAGGUGACAGAAUAUCAUCUCUAGUCAUUUGGGCUGUUAUUGGGCUGUAACAAAGUCUCAUUCUCACAUUUGACUAUAAGACCCUUUCCUGGCAAAUCAUCACACCAAAAGAUGUCGCCACAUCACACAGGCUUGGUUCUGAGCUACCACAACCUCAAAUGUCCAAACACAUUUUCUUUGUUUGUUUUUUACUAGAGGUACACGACAUUUAUUACAUAUUAUAUAAAUGGGACCACCAAUGGAUUUAAAAUAAUGUUUUUCUGAUCUCUGCAAUGCAAAUGUUUGACUGUCUAUAUGUCUGAAUGUUGGCAGAGCAGGAGUGACCUACUAAGAACAGUUGGAUUAUUGUUAAAUGUAUCUUUCGUUUUCACACAUGGGUUAUACUUUACUCGGCUGUACAGACAUUAUGUGCAGUAGGUACGUGUUUUUCCCAGGUCUGGUUAAUAAUUACAGUUUAUACACCAUUCCAGUAAAGCAGAGUGAUGCACACUUAGAUAAGGAGUCUACUAAGGAGGAAAACACCAGGAUGUAAAGAACUGUUUGACCAUGUACGGAUUAUUGAACAGGUUUACUCCCUCCAGGGACACAUAAAUAGGGAAGUUACUGAAGGUGCUGCACCACUCUAUGUGACGCCUCGAAUGCAAUUCACUAUUUGCUGGUUUUCUAAAUUCAUUGCCGGGGGAUGAACUCCUGAGGAGCGGAUGAAGAAACAAAUUUUGCUUUUAUUCACAUUUAGGGGAGUGUUGAGCAAAGGGAAAAGGAGUAAAAAGAGAAAAUGGCCAGUUUUAUAUUACGGAAAGCUGAACCCAAGGAUGUGUCCGAUAUCCUGCGGCUAAUAAAGGAGCUUGCUAAAUUUGAAGAGAUGGAGGAAAAGGUCUUGCUGAGCGAGAAAGAUCUCCUUGAAGAUGGCUUCGGGGAUCAUCCAUUCUACCACUGCCUGGUUGCUGAAGUCCCAAAAGGGCAGAGCUCAGAAGAGUACACUGUGAUUGCCUUUGCCAUGUACUACUUCACAUAUGACCCUUGGAUUGGAAAGCUUCUUUACUUGGAAGACUUCUAUGUCAUGCAGGAGUUUCGUGGUCUUGGCAUUGGUUCACAAAUCCUGAAGGUUCUGAGUGAGACGGCAGUGAAGACUCGCUGUAGCGGCAUGCACUUCAUAGUAGCAGAAAACAACACCAAGUCGAUCGAGUUCUACAAGCGAAGAGGAGCAGCCGAUCUCUCGUCUGAGGAGGGCUGGCGCCUGUUUGAGAUUGAAAAGGAGGACCUGCUGAAAAUGAGUGCCAAAUAAAGCGUACUGUGGAUUAACAUGUGUUGGUGGUAGCAAUAAUGCUGUUUUGUUUGGUCACUGAUUAGGCACAGACUUAAUAAAUACAUUUAAAGAUCAACUGUCACCUUAGAUAAUGAACAAUUUCAGAUAACUCCAGUUAAUCCAACAUUUAGAGAGAGCUCUGCUGAUUGAACACUGAGGUUUGGGAACAACAAUGCUAAGUACUGCUGGCAGACAGUGUUUCAUUUGAAUAGUUUUUUGAGGCCUGUUAAGAUGAAAGUCUUCAAAGAUUUGAACCCUAGGUUGGGAACAGUGGAAUAAUUGUGUGCAGGAGUGUCUCUGUUUUGCAUUCAUAUUUGUUUUUACUAACAUGACAAU
This is a messenger RNA of Chelmon rostratus (copperband butterflyfish), 2000 nucleotides long. RefSeq names its product diamine acetyltransferase 1-like. Gene Ontology annotation, molecular function: N-acetyltransferase activity. Bases 1134 to 1643 code for a protein of 169 amino acids. The record is from RefSeq and is a predicted model, not a curated record. NCBI's taxonomy places the organism in Eukaryota, Metazoa, Chordata, Actinopteri, Chaetodontiformes, Chaetodontidae. The transcript has 6 exons.